AUGGACGUUGGCAGCAAGGGCGGGUACUACGCCGGCAAGUCGCCCAAGCUCCUGCUGCACGAGUGGUGCCUGAAGGAGAAGCUCCCCAAGCCGCGCUACAAGGCAGUGCCGGCCGCCGCGCCUGGGCGGUGGCGGUGUCGCGUGGUCCUGCCACACCCGCGCCAGGCGGAGGCCGACGCCAUCAUGUUCCUGGCGGAGGAGGCGGCCGCGGAGACGGAGGAGGAGGCGCUGCAGCGUGGCGCGGUGGUGGGCCUGCACCGCCUGGCAGGGGACAGGUCCCUGCACUCCCUCCUCCCCGAGCAAUACCGUGGGCUGUGGAAGGAGCUGGGCCACAAGGCCGAGGAGUCCAAGGCCCGCGCGGUGGCCGCUGCGGCCCGCAAGGAAAGGGCGGCGGCCAGGGAGAAGGCGGCCGUGGCCCGGGCGGCCCGCCACGCGCCCUCCGCCGUCAUCAUGACGGACCAGCACCGCCGCGCCGUGGCCGACCUCCUGGCCGACCUCAGCGUGCGGGAUGGCGAGGGCGGGCGCCUCGGAAUCGAUGCGGGGCCCGUCCCUGAGGGCAGCUCCGUCGCGAGUGAGGCGAGGCGGCUGGGGUUCAGCGAGGCGGCCGUCGCCACUGCCAUGCAGGUGCUGGGGCCCGCGGUCUCGCUGAUGCAGGCCCUGGACUGGCUAUGCCUCAACAUACCGGAGGAGGAGCUGCCCACCAGAUUUGCGCCCGGCGCGGCGGGCAAGGCGCCCGAGGUGCUCAAUCGCGGCAACGGCUGGACCAGCGCGGCCGAGGCAGAGGCCAUCGCCCUGGAGGACCCCGCCGUUGCCGAGCUGAUCGACUGCGGCUACCCCCUGCCAGAGGUCAUGCGGGCCGUGGCGGAGGGCAGCGGGGCCGUGGAGGCCGCGCGCAGGCUCCUCUUCGCCAUGCUGACAGCUGUAAACAAGGGCCUGACUGAGAGCGCCACUGACCUGCCGCCGCGUUCCGACGACUGCUCAAACAUGUGGGAGGAGGAGGUCGCCGCCAUCCAGUCCAUCUUUGGCGAAGAGGACGUCACGGUCGGCCCGGCCUCCCUCGACCUCCGCCUGUCGCUGGACAUCGACCAGGAGGCGCCCGACCCCAGCUCCUUGCACCUCACCGUGUGGACCGGCGACGCCGCGCCACGCUACCCCUUCCAGGCCCCCGUUCUCAGCGUCAGAUGUGCGGCCCUGCCCCCAGGCGCGACGCUGGCGCUGACGCGGGCGCUGCACGAGCGGGCGCUGGGCCUGCUGGGCCAGCCCAUGGUGUUCGAGCUGGCGCAGGCGGUGCAGGCGCUGCCCCGCCGCAUCUCCGCCGUGGGCCUGGCGGCACGCGUGGCGGCAGAGCGGGGCGAGGCGGCGGGCGAGGUCGUGGGCCACGCGGUCAAGCUCGACUCCAAGCGCAGCGCCCGCACCCGCCUCCUCUUCUGCACCACGGGCAUUUUGCUGCGCCGCCUGCUCAACGACCCCGGCCUGGAGGGCACGACGCACGUGAUCCUGGACGAGGUGCACGAGCGAAGCCUGGAGUCCGACCUGCUGCUGCUCCUCCUCAAGAAGCUGCUCCAGUCGGGCAGGAACCCGGACCUCAAGGUGGUGCUCAUGUCUGCCACAGCGGAUGCCGACCUGUUUGCGGCAUACUUUGAGGAGGCCCUGGGGCAGCCCACCGCGCGGGUGGUCAUCCCGGGGUUCACCCAUCCCGUCACCGAGUACUACCUGGAGGAUGCCCUGGAGCAGACGCGUUUCAGGGUCACCCGGCCGUCCUCCCACGGCGGCAGCCGCGACGGCCCGGGUGGAAAGAAGGAGGUCAAGGACAAGGCGGCACCCAUCCCGCGUGGGCUGGAGGAGUACAGCGAGCAGACGCGGGCGGGGCUGGCGGCCAUCGACGAGGCCACGAUCAACUACGAGCUCAUCGGCUCGGUGGUGGAGCACGUCAUCGCCACCAAGUUCUCCAAGGGCCCGGCCCAGGCCAUCCUCAUCUUCGCCUCGGGCGCCGAGGAGAUUGACAAAGUGGUGCGCCAGCUGCGCUCCUCACGCCAACCCCUGCACGUGCUGCCCCUCCACGGUGGCCUGCCCCCCGCCCAGCAGUCGGCCGUCUUCCAGCGCCCGCCCAAAGGCUGCAUCAAGGUGGUGGUGGCCACCAACGUGGCUGAGACCUCCAUCACCAUCGACGAUGUGGUGUGCGUCAUCGACACGGGGCGGGUGAAGGAGAUGGCGUUUGACCCCGACCAGGGCCUCAACCGCCUGGCGGAGACCUGGGUGUCGCAGGCCUCGGCGCAGCAGCGGCGUGGGCGGGCGGGGCGCGUACGGCCUGGGACCUGCUGGCGCCUGUUCAGCCGCGCCACGUGGCGCAAGCUGGAGAAGAACACCGCGCCGGAGAUCCACCGCGUCUCGCUGCAGGUAGAUACACGUGGGAGAGACAUCAAGGGCAUCCUAGGCAGCUCCGCCGACGUGGAGGCCGCCGCGCGCGCCAUGCUCACGCCACCCCGCCCCGCCGCCCUCGAGCAUGCCAUGGACAUGCUGCUGGACAUCGGCGCGCUGGAAACCGUGGCGGGCCCCGACGGGCGCGACGACCAUGCCGCGCCCCUGGUCCUGACCCCGCUGGGUCGCCACCUGACCGCCAUGCCCUGCGACCCGGCCAUCGGAAAGCUGCUCAUCUUCGGCGCCCUGCUCUGCUGCCUGGACCCGGUGCUGACCAUGGCAGCCGCCCUAGCACACGGCCGGCCCAUGUUCGUCUCCGCCCACGCCAUCCGCGAGGAGGCCGACGCGGCCCGACGCCGGCUCACGGCCUCGGGCAUGGAGGGCGUGCUGGCGGGCCGGCGCCAGCUGGCCGGCAUCCUGCAGGCCCUGGGCUUUGUGGACGGCGGCUACCUGGCGCGCCUGGAUGCGCCGCCCUCCAGGGACCCGCCACACGCGUUGGACGCGGCGGCCGCCUCGGCGCGCGUGGUCAAGGCCGCGCUGGCGGCGGGGCUGUACCCCAACCUGCUGCGCGUGGACGCACCGCCGCCCAAGUUCCAAAGAGUGCACGGGGGCACCGCGCAGAUCGACGCAGACCCGGCCGAGCUGCGCUUCCAUGACCGCAGCCGCGGCCGCGUGUUCCUGCACCCCUCCUCCUGCAACUUUGGGGCGGGGCGCUUCCCCUCCGGCUGGCUGGUCUACUCCGACAUCGUGCGCACCAGCAAGGUCUUCGUCCGGGCCAGCAGCGCCGUGCCGGCCUACGCCAUCCUGCUCUUCGCGGGCGAGCUCAGCGUGGAUCACGUGGCGGGGACCCUCACCGCCGGCGGCUGGGCGCGGUUCAAGGCCCCCGCCAGGAUCGGCGUGCUCGUGCGCGACCUGCGCGCCGCGGUCGCCUCCCUCCUCGCCGCCAAGAUCGCCGAUCCGGGGCUGAGCCUGGCGGGGAGCCCGGUGGUGGAGGCCCUGCACUCCCUCCUCGCCAGCGACGGCUUCUGA
Molecule: messenger RNA, 3447 nt
Organism: Auxenochlorella protothecoides
Lineage: Eukaryota; Viridiplantae; Chlorophyta; Trebouxiophyceae; Chlorellales; Chlorellaceae
Product: Putative ATP-dependent RNA helicase DHX57
Exons: 14
Coding region: 1-3447 (1148 amino acids)
Cellular component (GO): intracellular anatomical structure
Molecular function (GO): RNA binding; protein binding
Source: RefSeq, a predicted model, not a curated record